AUGGCGCUGCGUGCAGGGCUAACGUCUCGGCAGACUUCGAGCCAGCUUUCCAAGUCAACGCAACACUACCAAGCACGCCCAGACAUGUCAGAUCUGCACACACUGCAAGCAGGUGUACUGGACGAGUGUGCACGUGGCGAUGUUCUCGCAUGGUCGAAGCGCACCCUUGCGGCCUUCGAGGCGUUCGGCAUGCCACGCGAACUAAUCCGCAAACAAGCUCUCCAGCCACGUCCACGAACCAUCGUACGCGCAACGACACAUGAUGUGUUGCGCCUGUGCAACGAUGCCCAAGAAAAUGUCUCUCGGCAUCUCUUGGUUGGCGAGCCAGGGUGUGGCAAGUCCAUGUACCUGUUGCAAGCGGUUGCUCAUGCUUUGGAAUCCGGAUGGGCUGUUCUGUAUGUGCCACGAUGCAUCGACCUUAUCAACUCUUCGUCGGCCUACAUGUACUCACCGUCCUUCGCUACGUACUUGCAGCCCGACAUCGCAGCACACAUGUUGCAAGCGCUUUUGAAAGUGAAUGGCGAGAUUCUCCGCCGCAUCGAGACAGAAGGUAUCCAAGUCGAGGGCACAACUGUGCCCAAAGGCUCGCUAGAGCAGGUUGUCCAGCGCGCUCUUGCCGAGGACAACGCACACUUACGGCAGCUGUCAUUGGAGCAUGUGAUCCGCACGCUUGCGGCACAAAAGGAUGUGCCAUUCCUGGUGGCCUUGGACGAUAUCCAAGCCUUUUUCAUGACAUCCAAGUAUAGAGACCCAGAUUUCGUGCCCUUGGAGGCAUAUGAGCUGGCUGUGCCUCGUGCGUUGUUGGAGCUCGUUCUUGCGCCACCCAAAGACAAGGAGUCUGGUCUCCAGCGUGGGGCUGUUCUUACCGCUCUGAGCUCAACCCACGCCGAGUUCCCUCCUUCCACAGAACUUCUCAAGGCUUUGCAAGCAUCCACUUCCAUACCAGAUGCACCUGUGCCAUGGCCGCGUCUGUUCUCUACCGUGUCAUGUCGUGGCUCGGCCACGCGCGUGCCUGAGCCGCAUGCGUACUCCAAGGUGCACGAUACCCAUCUUGCCUUCGCACAAGCUAGCGCUUUCCAGCCUGUGGAUGUGGGCCAACGUCUCGAUCGUACGGAAGCAGCAUCUCUUCUGGAUCUCUUACACCGCGAACGUGCGAUUUGGACUGUGCCCAAUGACGAGGGUGUUUAUUGGCCGAAGCUGGUCGAGAGCCAUGGGAAAUAUUGCUUUCCUUUUGAAAAGAGCUGGCGCUCAACGGCUCAUGUAGUCGCUUACAAAAUCGUAGCCCACUCACCUUCACCCUCAGCCCUCACCGUUCACCAACCCCCCAUCCCCCCGCCUGACGUUUCCAUAGCUGUCUCUUGGCUUGCUCCUUCUCUGUGCGCUCUCGCUCAUUGUGCCAGCUGCUUGCCUCAGUGA
Messenger RNA from Malassezia globosa CBS 7966, 1416 nucleotides. RefSeq lists its product as uncharacterized. Gene Ontology annotation, molecular function: structural constituent of ribosome. Lineage: Eukaryota; Fungi; Basidiomycota; Malasseziomycetes; Malasseziales; Malasseziaceae. The record is from RefSeq and is a predicted model, not a curated record. The transcript has a single exon. Gene Ontology annotation, cellular component: mitochondrial small ribosomal subunit. Bases 1 to 1416 code for a protein of 471 amino acids.